This is a messenger RNA of Didymodactylos carnosus, 1002 nucleotides long. Lineage: Eukaryota; Metazoa; Rotifera; Eurotatoria; Philodinida; Philodinidae. The record is from the annotation of a GenBank genome assembly.
AUGUUAAUCAAUGAUUUCCUAUCACAUAGUAAACGAAUUUUGGUCGGAAGUGGGCCGGAGUCGAUUGAAGAACUGAACGGUUAUCUUUAUUCUGGUUUGAAAAAUGGUUCUUUGGUUCAAUUAAAUCCAACAACUGGAGAGGUAGUUAUCAUUUAUGCACCAGAAUCAAAGACAUGCGGUGGUGAUGAAUACGAACAUAUAUGUGGACGAAUAUUGGGAAUAAGAAAAUAUUCUGAUAAAGAAUUAAUUUUUGUUGAAGCAUACAGUGGUUUAUAUAAAUUUAAUGUUGAAACAAAAACAAUUAUUCAGUUGAUUGCAGCAAAUGACACACGUUUUGACAAUCGUCCAUUACGUUUUAUUAAUGAUUUAGAUAUAUUAGAUAAACAGUAUAUCUUUUUUACCGACUCAGACUGGUUAUAUCCGAGAAGAAAUUUUGUUUCAACUCUUCUACGAUCUAAUCCGCGUGGACGAUUGAUUCGUUAUGAUAUUAUCAAUGGAAAAGUUCGUACAUUUAAUAAUCAGUUAUCUUUUCCAAAUGGAGUUCAGCUAACAGUCGACCAACAAGCUGUUCUGAUUUGUGAAACAUCAUUAGCACGUAUUAUGAGAUUUUGGAUUAAUGGACCAAAAACAGGAAAAACUGACAUAUUUAUCGAGAAUUUGCCCGGUAUAUGUGAUAAUAUACGUAUGACAGAAAGAAAAACAUAUUGGAUUGCAUUUGCAGCUGUCAGAAGUUUAAUGAAGCCAACGUUAGUUGAUCGUCUAAGAACAUGGCCACUUUUACGAACAUUAAUAUCGUAUUUUCCAUCAUGGAUUCUUAACUAUUUUAUGCAUUCAAGUCGUCAUGGUCUAGUUAUUGAGGUUGAUAACAAUGGCCAAAUACUACGUUCAUUACAUGAUCCUGAAGGUAUUAAUAUACCUUCAACGUCACAAGUAACAGAAUAUAAUGGUUAUCUUUAUUUUGGAUCCUAUUAUUUGCCAUAUAUCGGUGCCUUCAAACUGUAG